Hemiscyllium ocellatum (epaulette shark) is the source of this 798-nucleotide messenger RNA. RefSeq lists its product as uncharacterized. Gene Ontology annotation, cellular component: extracellular region. The record is from RefSeq and is a predicted model, not a curated record. The coding region runs from base 1 to 798 and encodes 265 amino acids. Gene Ontology annotation, molecular function: hormone activity; growth factor activity. The transcript is spliced from 5 exons. NCBI's taxonomy places the organism in Eukaryota, Metazoa, Chordata, Chondrichthyes, Orectolobiformes, Hemiscylliidae.
AUGGGAAAACUUUGUGUCCUCAGUUUCACUGGGAUCUGCCAGGUUCCUCCUUCCACAGGAACGUACCCCUUUAAGGUAAUUGGUUCGAGGAGCCCGGUGCAACCACUGUGUCUCUUGCUUGCUCUCUCUGUUUGCAUGGGAACAUCAGAGGCACGAAUCGAGGAGACUUUAUGUGGAGCUGAACUCGUGGAUGCGCUGCAGUUCAUCUGUGCAGAGAGGGGCUUCUAUUUUGUCAGCAAAAUGGUGGGUCGUCGGAACAGACAGAAUCGAGGCAUUGUGGAGCAGUGCUGCUUUCGUAGCUGUGACCUUCUGAUAUUGGAGACGUACUGUGCCAUACCACCCGAAACAGCCAGAUCCACGCCUUCUACAGCUCCACAGAGGACCAUGCUACAUAGGGCAAUGGGGAAGCGGUCAGUUAGAAGCAAUCAGGACUACCUCACCUGGGCUGGAGGAACCCUGCAGCACUACCUGAGCACCACCAACCUCGCUGUCCCCCCCAGAACUGAGAUCCCUGAUUGGCUGGGACAGGGCAAAGACUCGCUGCGCAUUGAUGAGGGCACCAGGCACAGGCGGUACCCGUCCCAGCAGCGGUUGGAGGUGAUCAGUUCGGUGUACACCAAUGCUGUGCUCCUAGUGUUCACAGACCCAGCUGUCUUGCGGAGGAUGCCUGAGCACUGGGACGUCUGCUCCACGGUGUCCACUGCAAUGAUUAACCGCAACAUGGCAUCCAGGAUGUCCAUGGCUGAUAGACCACCCCCUCCCGGAGGAACCUCGGUGCUCCAUGUGGAGUACAAGUGA